Camelus dromedarius (Arabian camel) is the source of this 4185-nucleotide messenger RNA. It is a transcript of the gene TSR1, whose product is annotated as TSR1 ribosome maturation factor. NCBI's taxonomy places the organism in Eukaryota, Metazoa, Chordata, Mammalia, Artiodactyla, Camelidae. The record is from RefSeq and is a predicted model, not a curated record. Gene Ontology annotation, cellular component: preribosome, small subunit precursor; nucleus. The coding region runs from base 59 to 2473 and encodes 804 amino acids. Gene Ontology annotation, biological process: endonucleolytic cleavage of tricistronic rRNA transcript (SSU-rRNA, 5.8S rRNA, LSU-rRNA); ribosome biogenesis; maturation of SSU-rRNA from tricistronic rRNA transcript (SSU-rRNA, 5.8S rRNA, LSU-rRNA). The transcript has 15 exons. Gene Ontology annotation, molecular function: GTPase activity; GTP binding; U3 snoRNA binding.
CCGGAAGCCCUCGGUCCGGCCCGGAAGUAGUGCGGACUUCGUACACGUGAGCAGUAGCAUGGCGGCCCAUCGCUCCGGCCCGCUCAAGCAGCAGAAUAAAGCUCAUAAAGGCGGGCGGCAUCGGGGUCGGGGAUCUGCGCAGCGGGAUGGCAAGGGCCGUCUAGCACUGAAAACCCUAAGCAAGAAGGUGAGAAAAGAUCUCAGCAGAGUAGACCAGAGGCAUCGCGCCAGCCAGCUCAGAAAGCAGAAGAAGGAGGCGGUUUUGGCAGAGAAGAGACAGCUGGGCAGCAAGGAUGGCCCUCCUCACCAGGUACUGGUGGUGCCCCUGCACAACAGGAUUUCCCUGCCAGAGGCCUUUCGGCUGCUUCAGGAUAGGGACACUGGAACAGUACAUUUGAAUGAAUGGGGAAGCACCCAUAGCUUUAUGCUGUUAUGCCCCCACUUGAAACAUCGGUGGUUUUUCACAGCUGCAAGGCCAGGGGAUCUGCACACUGUGUUAGACAUGGCUAAAGUGGCUGAUACUAUCCUGUUCCUCCUUGAUCCACUAGAAGGCUGGGAUAGCACUGGAGAUUACUGCCUUUCCUGCCUCUUUGCUCAGGGCCUUCCCACCUAUACAUUAGCUGUCCAGGGGGUUUCCGGGCUCCCACCGAAGAAGCAAAUAGAUGCCAGAAAGAAGCUAAGUAAAGCAGUGGAGAAACGCUUUCCUGAUGACAAACUCCUCCUAUUAGACACUCAACAAGAGGCAGCGAUGCUGCUCAGGCAGUUGGCUAACCAGAAACAAAGGCAUCUUGCCUUUCGAGAUCGGCGGGCCUACCUGUUUGCUCACACUGCUGACUUUUUGCCUAGUGAAGAGAAUAACUUGGUGGGCACCUUGAAAAUCUCAGGCUAUGUUCGUGGGCAGGCUCUGAAUGUAAAUAGUUUGCUGCAUAUCAUUGGACAUGGUGAUUUCCAGAUGAAACAGAUAGAUGCCCCUGUGGACCCUUUCCCUUUAAAUCCUAGAGUGAUCAAAUCCCAAAAGGACCCAGGCAUGGCAAUGGAGAUUUGUGCUACAGAUGCUGUAGCUGAUAUGGAGGAAGACCUUAAGGUCCUAAUGAAGGCAGACCCUGAUAGACAAGAAUCUUUGCAAACAGAGGUUAUCCCAGAUCCAAUGGAGGGGGAGCAGACCUGGCCCACGGAGGAGGAGCUGAGUGAGGCACAUGACUUAUUGAAGGAAAGUUCCAAGGUGGUAAAGAAGGUUCCCAAAGGAACAUCUAGUUAUCAAGCUGAAUGGAUUUUGGAUGAGGAUGGUGAAAGUGGUGGGGAAGGCAAUGAAUAUGAUGAUGUAGAACAUGAGGAUUUUAUGGAAGAGGAAUCUCAGGAUGAGGGUAGUGAAAAGGAAGAAGAGGAGGAAUGUGAAACUAUGACUACAGGAGAGUCUGUGUGUGAUGAUCUGUAUGAUGAGAAAGUGGAUGAAGAGGCUGAAGAAAAAAUGUUGGAGAAAUAUAAACAAGAAAGACUGGAAGAGAUGUUUCCAGAUGAAGUAGAUACCCCCCGUGAUGUGGCUGCUAGAAUUCGAUUUCAGAAAUACAGAGGCCUCAAGAGCUUCCGGACAUCUCCAUGGGAUCCUAAGGAAAACCUUCCUCAAGAUUAUGCUCGGAUCUUUCAGUUCCAGAACUUUAUUAAUACUAGGAGACGCAUCUUUAAAGAGAUUGAAGAAAAAGAAGUUGAAGGAGCUGAGGUUGGCUGGUAUGUCUCACUUCACGUGUCUGAAGUCCCUGUCUCAGUUGUUGAGCACUUCAAGCGAGGAGCACCCUUGAUUGCAUUUUGUUUACUACCUCAUGAACAGAAGAUGUCAGUACUGAAUAUGGUGGUGAGCCGGCACCCCGGCAACACUGAACCUGUGAAAGCCAAAGAGGAGCUGAUAUUCCACUGUGGAUUCAGGCGCUUCCGAGCGUCACCUUUACUCUCUCAGCACACUGCAGCGGAUAAACAUAAAUUUCAGAGAUUCCUUACUGCUGACAUGGCCCUUGUGGUGACAGUCUAUGCCCCAAUCACUUUUCCUCCUGCAUCUGUGCUGCUUUUCAAACAGAACAGCAAUGGAAUGCACAGCCUCAUUGCCACAGGCCAUCUAUUGUCAGUGGACCCAGACAGAAUGGUUAUCAAGAGAGUUGUUCUGAGUGGCCAUCCUUUCAAAAUUUUUACUAAGAUGGCAGUAGUGCGUUACAUGUUCUUCAACAGAGAGGAUGUGCUGUGGUUUAAACCGGUGGAAUUGAGAACAAAGUGGGGCCGCAGGGGACACAUAAAGGAGCCUUUAGGUACUCAUGGCCACAUGAAGUGCACUUUUGAUGGAAAGUUAAAAUCUCAGGACACAGUACUGAUGAACCUCUAUAAACGAGUUUUCCCCAAAUGGACUUAUGAUCCAUAUGUACCAGAACCGGUACCUUGGGUGAAAGAUGAGAUUUCUUCAACAGUGCCUGAAGUAGACAUGGAAUAAUGGAUUCAGUCUCAUUGCUAGUAGUUAGCACUUUAGGGAUGAGAGCCUGUAGGCUGCAAUUGGGCAGUCUGUUUUCUACUUUGGCCUAGAGGUCUCCUGCUCCUUUUUACAGAAGGCUUUUCUUGGCCUUGACAAGUUGUCUUAGUUAAGUAUGGAUUUUUUUCUGUUGCUACUCAGUCCAAAAAAACUAUUAAAAUCUUAUUGAAAUAUCCAUUCUCUAUUACGAUUUUGAAAGCUGUGUAAAAGGGGAAGAUGGGAAGUUGAUGUUGACCAGGAAAGAAAAAUUUCAAGUAUCUAGACACUGAAUCCCUUCUCUUCCUUUUGCACAAAUUAAACAGAAACAAAUUGAUAAGGAACUGGCCUGUCAGCCUGCUUCACCCAAGUUAGGGAGGUUAAAUCUACGUUUCCACCACUGAGCACAAUACAAAUAUUCUUUACUUCUGGGGAAACUGUUUGAAAACGCUGAGACAGCACAGCAGCCACUCCAACACCAGCUGUAGGUUCAAUAAGCAAUUUCAUCCUCUCCCACACCAGCUGGGUUGCAUACUGUUGGUAUAGAAUGGAGUAAGAAUUAGUGAAAUGGGAGAUGAGGAAAGAGCCUAGUUGGUUGGCCUUUACAGUUAAAGGCAAGAUGGGGAUAUAUGCCCAAUCUGAAUUUUCCUGUUGCUCUGUGUUUAUGCUUGCCAGUGAAGGAUGGGGCUUAUUUUUCAUUUGAACUCUGUUUCUACUGUCUUGAUAUGUCUAGGGUAACCCUCCCAUAUGUUAUGAAAUCACCUAGUCAGGUCCCCAGUGGGUAGAGAUGCUGCUUAACUACAGGAGGAUUUUUUGCCUAAGAAGUUACUCCACUCUUUUAUUAUUUCCUUUCCUCUUGGAGCCUCACCUUAAUUUCAUCCUCCGUAACGGUGAAGACGUCAUCCACGAGGUCCUUUAUAAUAGGCCAGGUGUUUGAGCCAAUGCUCGAUUUGACACCAUCUGCUAUGGUUUCUGGAGGAUAGGGAUUGGGGGUCAACUCCCUUUUCAGUUUGGACUGGUAGCAGUCAUCUGCAUUCAAGGGUUCAGCAGCAUAUACCUUCACAUUAGGUCUUAGAGCCUAGGAACAAGAAUAGUAGAUAUUUUACAGCUAGUUACAGCAUUUUGCCUGCAUGCUUGCAGUAAAAUAGGCAGUACAGUUAACACAUUUCUGCCCAACUAAGAAAGAACCUUUCUUUUAACCCAUGUACUGGCCUUCAGUUGCCUAGAUCACAGCUGGGUCUGCUGGUAACGAAAAGAGUAGCCCCUGACUUGGACAGUGGUUGGUGAGAUGGAAUUCAAGGAAGGGACUGUAAGGGUGCCACUGAUUGUAACUGCUUUUGUGCUGUAUAGUUGUCACGUCACUAAGAAAAGGGUAGUGAGGCAGAAAAGGGCCUUGCAUCUCAAAUGCCAAGGGAUGAUGGGAAGGAAUGGCAAUUAGGGGGAAUGUUAAGCACGUAUUCACAAUGUACUAUGAUGUAAAAUAAACUAUGUAUAAAAUAGAUAAGUAAGUUUAUACUGUAUAGCACAGGGAACUAUAUUUGAUAUCUUGUAGCUUAUGGUGAAAACGAAUAUGAGAAUGAAUAUAUACGUAUGACUGACACAUUGUGCUGUACACCAGAAAUUGACACAACAUUGUAAACUGACUAUACUUCAAUUAAAAAAAAGUAAAAAUAAAUAAAAUGAACUCUUCUGUGCCCUAA